AUGGCAUCUGGUGGUGCUGUUGAGAAUGUCUUCGGAGAUGCCUCUUUUCUUCGCAUCUUUCGCCUGAUGCGUCUGACACGGCUUCUGCGAAUGGCCAGACUUAUUCGAAUGGUUCCUGAACUUCUCAUCAUGGUAAAGGCAGUGGCAUCUGCAGCUCGAUCCGUGGGAUUUACCCUGAUCCUCUUGGGUAUUUGCCUCUAUGUUUAUGCCAUUGUUUUCAGGCUUCUGUUUGACCAAACCACCGCCGGAAAUGAGUACUUCCCAAGCGUCUUGAUGGCCAUGCACAAGCUCUUUAUGCACGGCACGCUGUUGGAUUCGGUGUCUGAGAUGAUGACAGAGUCAGCCAUCACCGUGAUGAACAUGUUGAUUGGCGUGCUUUGUGAGGUGAUCACGGCUGUUGCCGAUGCAGAGAAGGAAGCCCUGCAGGUAAGUUGGACCACCGAGGUCCUGCAACAGUGCCUCACUGCGGGAGCUGAUACGAACAAUGAUGGCUGCAUCGACUUGGAUGAGUUCCAACACAUGAUUGAGAAUCCUCAAGUCCGAAGUGUCCUCAGAGAGGCCGACGUGGAUGCUGCGACCUUGAUUAACUUCGCAGACGUGCUCUUCGAGGGAGAAGGCAAGAAGCUGGCCAAGAUAGGCGAUGAACUUCUCACCAAGAUCCCCUUCUCGGAGUUUAUGACCAGGACGCUGAAGUUGCGCGGCAGCAACACCGCCACUGUGAAGGACUUGGUCGAUCUGCGCAAGUGGAUGAGCAAGGAGCUUCUGGCACUGCGGAAGCUUAGCCGGAUGUCCAUGGCAAGUAUGGCGAUGCCAACGGCAAUGCCAUACUCUGUGAACCUGCCCUUUGAAUAUGUUUUGCACGUGUAG
Molecule: messenger RNA, 867 nt
Organism: Durusdinium trenchii
Lineage: Eukaryota; Dinophyceae; Suessiales; Symbiodiniaceae
Source: the annotation of a GenBank genome assembly